AUGAGCAAGCCUGCGAGGAAUAGCCCUGUCAACAGUCCUGCUAACAGCCCUGCUAACAGCCCUGCAAGUAAGCCUGCGAGAAACUCUGUCAACCACCCUGCUUCCAGUAAGCUUUCAGUCGUCUUCUCUCUCCUCACCAGCAACACAUUCGUCCACUCCUUCUUGCAUUCGCCGGUCAACACCACGGUCCUGCUUGCCAAAAGCGUCAUUGACAGUGCCUUCCUUAUUGGCGUGGAAUAG
This is a messenger RNA of Aspergillus saccharolyticus JOP 1030-1, 240 nucleotides long. RefSeq lists its product as uncharacterized. Bases 1 to 240 code for a protein of 79 amino acids. The record is from RefSeq and is a predicted model, not a curated record. The transcript has 2 exons. NCBI's taxonomy places the organism in Eukaryota, Fungi, Ascomycota, Eurotiomycetes, Eurotiales, Aspergillaceae.